Insectozyma verbasci is the source of this 2253-nucleotide messenger RNA. The record is from the annotation of a GenBank genome assembly. NCBI's taxonomy places the organism in Eukaryota, Fungi, Ascomycota, Pichiomycetes, Serinales, Debaryomycetaceae.
AUGUCAUUAUCAAAACUCCAUGACUUUAAACAAUGGCAACCAAUUAUCGAAUAUGAGAAAUUAUUAAAUGAUUUCCUAAGUACUACAAACAUUACAUCUUAUGAAAUACAUUUUAAAUCAAGAAAGACAUACAAUACUUUAUCAGUGCAUUAUACAACAACAACAGUUGAUUUUAAAGAUGAAUAUUUUGAGCAAGAAAUUAAUCAAUUCUUAGAUCAAGGUAGUAUUAUUUCAGAUGAUCCAUUAUUCAAUGAUUUAUAUAAUAAAUCUCCAUCUCCAUCGACAGCACUUAACAAAUUUAAGGAAAUUAAACAAGUUUUUACAUUUUCAAAAGAAGAUAUUUUGUUAUUAUUAUUGCCCCGAGCUUAUAUUAACAUCAAUAAACGUUCAAUUGAAGAAUUUAACAUGAAAGAUCUGUUAACUAGUUAUGUUAAUGACUUAAUUACGGUUGGAAUAGAUGUAGAUGCUGAAUUUCCAAAAUUAUUUCAUCAUUAUCAAAAUUUUAUUGAAGUGGUACUACCUACAAAAGUUUUGGAACAAGAUUAUAAAUUCUUAGAUUAUAUAAAUCAAAUACUACAAGCGUUUAAACAAUUUCAACAAGGUCAAUAUAAGGGAAGUAUUGAACUUGCAAUUCAAGAAUUUAAAAAUUUGCAAAAGUUUUUAUUAAAAGGUAAUCAUUUAAUCAAUUCUACACUUUGUAUGAGAGCAAGUUCAUUUGACUAUUAUAAAUCAAAAUCUAUAAAAGAAAUAACAUUAUCUGGAUGGACAAAUAAAUAUAAACAUUUGAAUCAAGAAUUUAAAAGUAAGGCUUAUUUCAAUUUUUGGAAAAAUCAAGUGGUAUUGAAGCAAUAUAUUUAUGAAAGGUCAUGUUUAUUUUAUGAUCAGUUGUUGGAAAGUAGGUACUUGGACUGCUGGACAGCCAAGAAUAAUAAAUUUGAGAAAUUAGAGCAUCAAGCUGAUUUAAUAUAUUUAAGAAAAUAUUUUGCUCGACUAAAACUUGAUAAUGAAAGUGUAGCCGAUGAAAUGUUUAUGAAAAAGUUUUUCAUUAAAUGGAGAAGUAAGAUAGAUAUUAAAGAGAAUUAUUCACCCUUCCUACGAAGGUAUUUUGAAAUUUGGAGGUCAAAAUUAUCUACUGAAGCUAAAGUUGAUGGAAUUGUACAUAUACAUGAUGCUAAUUUGGUGAGAUCUAGCUUUACUAAUUGGAAAUAUCAAUUUGAAUUGGUACAAUUGGCAAAUAAAUUUAUAAAUAAAGCUAAUGAGAGAAUUAAAAAAGACUUAUUAUUAGAAUGGCAACAAAAAUCAACCCUAAACAAAAUUGCAACUAAUUUUAGGAAUAAAAAGUUGAAACAACGAACAUUUCACUUAUGGUCAAAAUGUCAUAAACUAUUUAAAAUUGAAUAUCAAUUUACCAGUAAACAUAAUCAAAAUUUACUACAAAGAUGCAUGACUAAUUGGAUUAAAACUUGGGAUUAUAGAUCUUUAGAAACUCAAGCUGAGGAACUUCAUAAAAGAAGAUUAGCUGAAAAGUAUUUCACCAAACUCAAAAAAUAUAAUCUAGUUGGAUCAAUUGAAUUAACUUCAUUAAAAAGAAAAUAUUUUAAUAUUAUGAUUUCACGAUAUAAUGAAAUUCAAACACUAAAUAAAAUACCGGCAAUAUUACUAUUACGAAAAUGGAGAGAUAAAUUAGAGACAAUAUUAGAACAAAAUGAUGCUGCAGGCGACAUCUACCAAUUUAACCUUAAAAAAUCAUUAUUUUCCUUAUGGUUUCAAGAAUUAGUUAAAGUAGAUGAAAUGAUUAUAGCAGCAGAUGAGGUAAAUUCAAAUAAAGAUGUAGAAUUAGGUCAACAAAUCUUACGUAAAUGGUCGUUAACAGCUCAGAAAAAUUCAAUACAUCAAAAGAUAUUUCAAGAUUUUAGUAAGAAACUAAAUUACAAUACCAAAAAGUCAUUUUUCCAAUUAUGGCAUUAUAAAAUAAAUCAAACAAAAGAAGAUCUAAGUCCAUUGUCAAAAAGAAACUUAUCCAAAAGUCCCUUACGAACACCACGUAGAAAUUCUCCAUCAACACUACAACAAUCAGUUAAAAAACUAAAAGAAAAUAAAAUUAUUGCAUUUAGAGAUCAUUUUAGAAGUACCAUCCCCAAAUUAGAAUUUGAAGAUGAUGUAUCAAGUGCAAAAAGACAAGGCAAAAUCAAACCAAUGUCAUUUCCAAUAUCAUCAGACGAUAGUCCUGUAAAAUUUCGAUAUCAAAAGUAA